AUGGAAACCAGCAUCUCUGAGCUGGUUGAGAGGUUAGGAAGUGACGAAGAUGCGGUGCGCAAAAUGGCAGUUUUUAAACUCCAAGGGAGCAUUGGGGAUCCCUCCUUUGCCGAUAAUUUCAUCGCAGAAGGUGGACUCACUAGGUUACGCUACUUGACUCUGCAUGCAAGUGGUAACACCUUGGCAUAUAGCCUCACAAGCUUCGCCAGAAUACUAGAAGUUGACAAAGGCUGGGAUCUAGUAGACCAAGACAUGGUUGAAAGAGUGGGUAAUCACUUAUCACAAGAUGGAAACUUUGGCUUUCGUGCAUUGAAGCCCGCAAUUGCCAUUUAUCCGCAAUUCCUGGAAAUGCUUGUCAAUAGACUUUCGUCUGCAGACCAUGCCCUCUGCGCAAAUGCACUUCAGUUGAUUAAUUCGCUCAUGCGCGACUCUAUCACGAAUGAGGCAGAUACGGAGUGGCCAAAGUUUAUUCAAAAGCUGCAAGAUCUGGGUGUGAUCAGAGCAGUCUAUUCCCUCAUGCAAGGUACUGCACUGCAGGAUCACGUGCACCCAUUAAUAGAAUUUCAGUCUCUUACCAAAGUUCUUCUGAGGAAAUGGAGAGAGAUACCCUUAGAUCUGGAGAGGCCAGAGCACAGGAGAGCCUUGAAAGGGAUCUAUGUGGCUAGCUCGCAUGAGCGGAGCCAAGAAAAGGGCAUCGAGAAUGGUGAUGAGAUGAAACAGUCUAAGAAACACAGUUCUGAGAAGUGGAGGCGUCUUGGUUUCGAGACGGAGAGUCCUUCGAUGCAGUUUGAGGAUACCGGGUUCUUGGGCAUGAUGGAUUUGGCAGACUAUGUCAGAAAUCAUCAAGAUGAGUUCCAAAAAAUGCUCCUGGAGCAGUCCACGAAGCCUCCUCAGCAGCGAUGUCCCAUUGCCCGUGCCUCACUGUCAGUCACUUCGAUCUUAUACCAGCAUUUUGAGGUGGACAAAUCGGAAAUGGAUGAUUCCAAGGGUUAUCUUCUACUAGAGUCUCGCUCUAACCUUGACAAGUUGUUCGAGCCUCUACUGUUGCAUUGGACCAGAUUGCAUGUAGCAGGAUUACAUGCUUUCUUUCGUCUAUGGAAGGCUACCGGAGCGGAAGUCGAAGAUUACGGAAAGAUCGUUGAGCUUGUCCGAAUCCUGAUCGAGUCUGUUGUUGGUGGAGCACCUCGGACAAAGGAUGUGCAAGAAGUGGAAGAAGAGUUGACCAACUUCGAGUAUGGUCGGCUCCGCGAAUUGCAAAUGGAGUUGUUGGGGCUCACGUAUGAAGAUGCCUGGGGCCAACACCUGCAGCAGAUGCGCGAAGAAUUGUAUCACGAAGCACUUCAAUUUGUUAAAGAACAGAGAAUCCGCUGUCUGUUGCACGGCGCAUGGUUCCUCAACGAGGGCUCUGAUAGCUCAGACGUGGGAACCGAGCAACGCUCAUGGAAAUAUGCUCAACUUUCGCACAACAGGAGGUUCUUACACUUUGGUGAUUUCAAUUCCAUUCUUGAGAGGUGUCCAGAGCUCGAUACUUUACCCCAGAAGAUCGACCUCUCAUCGGUAUCUUCAGUGGUCUCUAAUGUCUCUGCUUCAUCCAACGAUCAGUCAGCGGAGCCUGCAAAGGACAUGUCUCAUGCUGUAUCUUAUACUAAGAUUACCGUGCACGGCUACUCGCAGCCUGUACACGGGACUGGGGACAUCCAGAAAAGUAAUGGCCAUCGCCGAACCUCGAGCAGAUCAGUGCAAGGUGAAUCUGCGCUGUUGAGUUUCUGUCCACAAUCAACCAGUGUCGCAUCUGAAUGGCUUGAUGGUUUGCUUAUGCUUCUCAACCAGCAGCCUAUAACUGCAGAGACAAACAAGCUUAUAAGUUUGGUCAGCGAUUACGGGCUCAAGAUCCGUUUGUUGAAUGUUCGCUUUGAUGAUGUGGCCUUCGCGGGUGAAGCGCCCCAAGUUCCCACGCGAGAUGGCCUUGAUGACAAUUACUACUAUGACGUCUUUGGUGGCUCAUAA
Messenger RNA from Aspergillus tubingensis, 2007 nucleotides. RefSeq names its product ELMO/CED-12 family protein. Gene Ontology annotation, cellular component: plasma membrane. NCBI's taxonomy places the organism in Eukaryota, Fungi, Ascomycota, Eurotiomycetes, Eurotiales, Aspergillaceae. Gene Ontology annotation, biological process: cell motility; actin filament organization. The coding region runs from base 1 to 2007 and encodes 668 amino acids. The transcript is spliced from 3 exons. The record is from RefSeq and is a predicted model, not a curated record.